CUCCACAGAAGAGGUAACCAGUUCCUGAACCGGACGCGCAACCCUUUCCCUCCAGUUCUCCUGUCGUUUUACAGGUUUUGGCUUCACCACGAUGAGAAAAGUGGUUUUGGUGACUGGAGCGAACAGUGGCAUCGGCCUCGCGCUGUGCGAGCGUCUCCUCUCGCACGACACGCAGGGCCUGCUCCUCUGCUUGGCCUGCAGGAACGUGCAGCGAGCUGAAGCGGCGCGCGCUGCCCUGCUCGCCUCUCACCCGGCAGCCCUGGUGGACCUGCUGCAGAUGGACACCAGCAGCGUCUCCUCUGUUCUCAGAGCGGCACAGGAAGUCAAAGUCAGGUACGAUCGGCUGGACUACCUCUACCUAAAUGCCGGCAUCAUGCCAAACCCAGAAUUUGACGCCAAGGCCUUUUUUAGAGGCCUCUUCUCCAGUAAGGUGAUCACUAUGUUUGCCACCGGUGACGGGAUUCUGACUCAGAAAGAUGGCGUCACUCCUGACGGCUUGCAGCAAGUUUUUGCCACCAACCUCUUUGGUCACUUCCUUCUCAUUAGGGAACUGGAGCCGGUUCUGUGCCAAGACGGACGAACCUCGCAGCUGAUUUGGACCUCCUCUAGCAACGCUAACCGGUCCGCCUUCAGUCUCGAAGACAUACAGCACCGGAGAGGAACUCAGCCUUACAGCUCCUCCAAAUACGCCACAGACCUGCUCAGCCUGUCUCUCAAUCAGCACUACAACAAGCAGGGUUUGUACUCAUCUGUCGUCUCUCCUGGAUUUGUGAUGACAAACCUGACCUUUGGCAUUCUCCCAUCGUUUCCGGCCUUUCUGUGGGCCCUGCUCAUGCCCGUCUUUUGGCUGAUCAGGGUGUUCACCAACACUUUUACCCUGACACCUUAUAAUGGAUCUGAAGCUUUGCUUUGGCUAUUUAGGCAAAAGCCUGAAUCUCUGGACCCUUAUGCUAAAUACCACAGCCUGACAUCAGGGCUUGGAAACAACUACAUCCAACCACAUAAGAUGGACAUUACGUUUGAGACAUCAGAGUCAUUAUAUAUCAAAUUACUUCAACUUGAAAGUGACACGAGGAAGAAACUGGCAGAAACCCUGAAGACCUGAAGGACCUGGAUGAUCACACCCCUUGAAUUUAUCUGCAUUUCCAAUGCAACCUCAAACUUUGACGUAUAUUUCAUUGGGAUUUUAUAUAUUGGACAAAAGUGUUAGAUAAUUGUGAAGUGGGGAAGAGGGAAGGAUCAAUGGUUAUCGAAACAACCAAACAAUUCAGAAAUGUGGCCAACAUUUCUAUUUAGCUACUCUUGGUUGGUAACUUUGCUGCAAUUGCCUGCAGGUAGUUUUGGGUACGACUCACUGUUUUGUAAAAUAGCUCAACCAAGAAAACAACGCAUCCACUUAAAUAUGGAGCAGAUUAUAAGAAAAACAACAUAAGAAUAUUACCAAUUUUCUAAGAAGUUGGCGUCCACUCAUCGCAUCUCAAUCCAGGAGGGACUGUUUGUAAUCUGGUUGUCAAUCCCCAAAUUAUCCAGACAAAACGCAGCGCUGUCCGACAGCAGACUUUCAUUGUCAUCAUUAUCAUCAUCAUCGUUGUCAUCGUCGUCAUCCUCCCAGAAGUUGACAUAUGUGCUCUGUGUGAGCGUCUCCGCGGUGUACGGCGGCGCGGCCACUUGCAGAAGCCCGGCGGCGCGCCGGGCGUCCCGCUGCGGGGAGCCCGGCGCGCACAUCCAGCGGCGCUCCCUCGGGUCCCCGGCCCGGUUUCCCGCAGCGCACUCUUCCUCCUCCUCCGCUUCGCUCAACUUGGGGUUGCAAAACGCCCACACCAUUCCGCAGAAGUAGACAAAAAAUGUGCCCAUGACCAUCACCAUGAGCGCAUAGGACUCUAUCAUAGCUUUAGUGACUAGAGACGUCAUUUUGUUUUCCUUAUGGAGAGCGGGAGCACUGAUUGUGCUCAGAAGAGGCUCGGCGGGUCAUCGUCGUGAUCAUGAAUAAAGGGGGCCGGGCCUUAUAAACAAGAGAAAGUCUGCUUUCAAAGUACAAAUAAGAACACUUUUUCUUUUUCAUUUUCAAUUUACGUUUCAUUGUAAUGCUACUGUAUAGGCCCGCCAAUUUCUGAAGUGAGACAUUUUCACGGGGUUGUAAAUCCUCUUACGUCACUGUAUGACUUUGUGUGACAAUUUCACACAGCCACUGAUCAAUACUGGAAAGACGAGAGAACAUGCCAUUCAAGCAAUGUGUGCCGAUCUUAAAAUGGAGACAUGGGAAAGCGGCUUCCUUCAUGCUGACCAAACCUAUAAUCAGAGUAAUAAUUUAAAAGUUUUAAACUGUUAAUCUUCUCAACGGGGAACGAUGAUCACAGUGGAGGUUUUUACAGGGAAGUGCAGUAAAGAUGGACAGAUUUUGUCUCUGCUCGUUUGCAUAAUGGGAACCAAUUGUUUGAAAGUGAUGAAAGAAGUUUUUUUUUGGUCAUACCAUCACAAAUUUAAGUGUGGAGUUUGUUCAUCUGAAACUUUGACUAGGACCUUGUGCUUUGGUCAGAUGAAACGAUAAGAUUUAACUUGUUGACCACAAAUACUCCAAAUGGUUUUGCUGUCCCAUGGAGAACUUGGGAUGCUGUGGGCCUGAUAGGUCAUCACUGGGUCCUUUAGUAGAAUUAUUCACCAAACAUAUGGGCAGAUCAGCAGAAUUUACUCACUAGACCACCUUACCAGAUCAGAGAUCAGAAUCCAGUAGAAAACCUCUUUCUUUCAAUUUAUUCUGUAACCUUAUCAAAUGUUAGGAGAAAAUAUAUUUGAAAAAUUGGGGUACUGAUAGUUGUAGUCUGUGUGUUGUUAAAAAAAAAUUCUAUAUGUGGAACUUUGGACUUUCAAUUUUUCCCCUGUGUUUUGCUGUUGUGUGAGAUGCAGUUUCAACAUAAAUAAAUUACUGAA
Messenger RNA from Poeciliopsis prolifica (blackstripe livebearer), 2928 nucleotides. RefSeq names its product hydroxysteroid (17-beta) dehydrogenase 7 (gene hsd17b7). The record is from RefSeq and is a predicted model, not a curated record. Gene Ontology annotation, cellular component: endoplasmic reticulum membrane. Gene Ontology annotation, biological process: cholesterol biosynthetic process. Gene Ontology annotation, molecular function: 3-beta-hydroxysteroid 3-dehydrogenase (NADP+) activity; estradiol 17-beta-dehydrogenase [NAD(P)+] activity; 5-alpha-androstane-3-beta,17-beta-diol dehydrogenase (NADP+) activity. NCBI's taxonomy places the organism in Eukaryota, Metazoa, Chordata, Actinopteri, Cyprinodontiformes, Poeciliidae. Bases 92 to 1105 code for a protein of 337 amino acids. The transcript is spliced from 9 exons.